CAAUGCUCAAAUGACUACAAAGUAAAGUUUUUAUGAGACUUUACUUCCCCUAUUUCCCUAUGUUUCCCUAUGGUGCCAAUUGAGUUCACUAGGAAGCUUUCCCGCCUGGGCGUCAUGGUUUGACUUAGCAUAUAACAUCCCCAUUCCUCCUAUAAGAGCAGGCGUCGCCCGAUGCUCUUGAUUCCGAAUUCGUCCCGGCAAGACCGAUACACGAAAUCGCAACACGACAACUAUGGCUUCUCCGCAUCGAGUCGUGACUCAAGAAACAGUGUAUUCGGAUCCGGGUCCAGGCACGACACAUUCACCAAUGGCAGAGGUAGCACCUCCGGAGUAUUGCAAUCUUCCAGUACCACCACCAGCGACACACGGUCAGUUCUACUUCGAGACCCAAACUAAGGAAACCAUCGAGAUAGCUUUAUGUCCUGAUCCACCAAAUACACCUCGAGCGCCACUAUGGUAUGCUCGGCUCUUUUUCAAAUGCGACAACGUCCCGCAGCUUAUGCGAGAAGGUCUUUACUGGUCGUUGAAUAAUGUUCAGUGGGAGGACGGAUACAUUAGUGCUGAUGGACCCUAUGAACCCCAUAAUGAGUUAGACGGGACCAUAAAUGAGUGGCUCCAAAGCAAAGGGUUGAAGCUAAGCCGAAAUUACUUUUUACGCGACCUUCAAAUGCCUUGCCGAUGGGUUGCUCGCUUCCAGAUCUACGCGGCAGAGUUCAAGACUUUAGCAGAUGUACGGCUAGAAGAGCUUUCCAUGGAUGAUAUACGCCAUACAUUUGCUUGGAGCGUCGGCGGGAAAGAAUAUGUUUACGGGUACCAAGCCUUACAACCGGAGCAGUCGUAUAAUGCCAUUUAUGACGAUAUGCCCAUGGGAGGAUGGUGGCCAUGGCCAAAGAAAGAAACACGGUACCUUGGGAGAAACAUGGAUCUGACACGUCUACAUUCUAUUACACUCGAAACAGGCUUUGUUUACUGGCUGGCUAAAUUGCUGCACCUGACGACAAGUAGGACCGGUCUUACGCGCUGAUAUACACCGUCCAGGUCUAUCCAAUCAAUUAA
Messenger RNA from Annulohypoxylon truncatum, 1056 nucleotides. RefSeq lists its product as uncharacterized. The transcript has a single exon. The coding region runs from base 233 to 1024 and encodes 263 amino acids. NCBI's taxonomy places the organism in Eukaryota, Fungi, Ascomycota, Sordariomycetes, Xylariales, Hypoxylaceae. The record is from RefSeq and is a predicted model, not a curated record.